ACCACAUCCCCAAUCUCAUCCACACCGACACCACAAUCACCAAACACAGGCACUGAGGUAUCGUUGUCUUCAUCCCAGGCGGUUUCUUCGGCUCCCGUCCUUGAACUGCGGGAGUAUCCACGUCGAGUGCUGAAUGGCGAGGUUGUGGAUCCACAACAGAUAAACAGUAUGAAGUUCGAUCAACUGAGCAUGAACAUGGAUGCCAAGUUAAGACUCGCAUCGAAUCGAUAUGAUGUUGGUACGGGCCUUUGGUUAGGUUCACUGUUCAUGAUAAUCUUGGGCACACCCAAUGGAUACCAUCCAUUUUUUCUCGGUCUCAUUCAGUUCCAUACUCGAUCCACUCUGAACAGAGCUUUGCACGCUGGUCGAUGA
Echinostoma caproni is the source of this 372-nucleotide messenger RNA. The record is from the annotation of a GenBank genome assembly. Lineage: Eukaryota; Metazoa; Platyhelminthes; Trematoda; Plagiorchiida; Echinostomatidae.